AUGAUGGAGAAACAGGAUAACAACGUCGAAUCACAGACUGAUGUGCUCAUUAUUGGCGCCGGGCCAUCUGGACUAAUGGCAGCCUACUGGAUGGCCCGCUGCGGUAUACGAGCUCGGAUUGUAGACAAACGAAGAACGAAAGUAUUCACCGGUCAGGCCGAUGGUCUACGCAUGCGGACCAUGGAGCUAUUUGACAGUAUGGGAUUCCAGCAUCGGGUUCAGCAGGAGGGACAUGUAGCCGUUGAAGCCAAUUUCUGGGUCCCCGACGGAAAGGGGGGUCUAGUUCGACAGGGUCCGCACUGCAGCUCAAAGGUCAAUGAGUCGCCCUUCCGCCAUAUGCUACUAAACCAAGGACGAAUUGAGAGAUUUCUUCUGGACAGUAUAAAGCAGCAUUCCGACCUUAAGAUCGAGCGAGGAACCAUUGCCGAGUGUUUUGAGUACAACAAAGAUAUGGAAGACGAUCCCAGUGGUUAUCCCAUUACUGUCAAGCUACGGUCUCGUAGUGAAAAUGAAGCGAAUCCGCCUGGCCUCGACAGGACAGGAACCAGCUCCGACCCGGUGGCCAAUGAGCUCAAUCAAGGCAAUUUAAACCCAGACGACUGGGACGACUUCACUCAGAAAAGUCAAUCAGAGCAAUCUCAGACCGAGUUCAUCAAAGCCAAGUACCUCAUUGGCUGUGACGGGGCACACAGCUGGACAAGGAAAAAACUCAAUAUUCCCCUGCAGGGUGAGAGUACAGACCAUGUUUGGGGUGUGAUUGAUGUGGUUCCCAUCAGUGACUUCCCGGAUAUCCGUCGACUCGGGACUGUAGCCCAUGAGUCAGGCACAAUUCUCGUCAUCCCACGGGAGAGGAACCUGGUGCGUCUCUAUGUGCCAGUACAAACAAUCGAAGAUGCCACCACCGUCAAUGGCCGGUUCAAUCGCUCGCAAGUUACGCUUGGCGUGAUCAAAAGACGAGUCCAGACUAUAUUCGCUCCAUACACCUUUGACUUCCGGAUUUGUGAUUGGUGGACCGCAUAUCAAGUUGGACAACGUAUCGCACCGACUUUCACAAAAGGCAAUAGAGUGUUUCUCGCUGGAGACGCAGUCCAUACGCAUUCACCCAAGGUUGGCCUGGGCAUGAAUAUGAGCAUGCAGGAUGGGUUCAAUAUUGGCUGGAAGGUUGCCCUGGUAGCAGGCGGCGUGGCGACACCUUCAAUACUAGGAACCUAUGACGCCGAGAGGCACCGCCUGGCAGAGAUGUUGCUUGAGUUUGACCGUCAUUGGUCCGGAUUCUUUACCGAGGGUGAGAAGGAUAGCAAGACACAGAACAUGAUCAAGGUCGUCGAAUUGUUUGAAGAUUUUGCGGAUGGCCGGAGGUCCUUCUAUGGUGCUAGCGAGCUUGUGUGGAAGGUUGAUGGUAGUGAGGGCCCAUCCACUGCUCGUCAUUUAAUUCCUGGUGAACGUUUUCCACCAGUCAAGCUGCGUAUGCAGGCAGAUGGUAAUCUCAGAUGGACGACGAGGCUCUUCGAGAGUGAUGGGCGAUUCCGCAUUGUAAUUCUCGCUGGAGAUGUGCGGGAAAAACGCCAGAUGGAACGUGUUGUGACCUUGACACAGUACCUUUCAGGAAGUGAUCCAAAAACACGAUCUGUCCUCCAGCGAUAUGCCCCCAUUAUGGGGCGGUUUGAUUGUGCCGUUGACAUCAUGGCUAUCCACAGCGGAUCGUGGACAGAAGUGGAAUUCUUUGAUUUUCCCAAAAUUCUGCGUCCAUUUGACCCUGUUACGGGGUGGGCCUAUGAUAAAAUCUGGUGUGACGAUGCUUGUGUGUGGAACCGAAAUUGUGAUGGAAAGGGGUAUGAAAAAUGGGGGGUCGACCGAAUGCGGGGCGCGGUGUUGGUUCUUCGCCCGGAUCAAUAUAUCGGGUGGGUGGGGGAGUUGGAAGAGGUGAAUGACAUGAUUAGUUAUUUAGAUGGUGUGUUGGUGCGGACGGUAGCUUGUGAUCGCCCAUAA
Molecule: messenger RNA, 1989 nt
Organism: Penicillium canariense
Lineage: Eukaryota; Fungi; Ascomycota; Eurotiomycetes; Eurotiales; Aspergillaceae
Product: putative phenol 2-monooxygenase
Exons: 5
Coding region: 1-1989 (662 amino acids)
Molecular function (GO): FAD binding
Source: RefSeq, a predicted model, not a curated record